Messenger RNA from Anguilla anguilla (European eel), 434 nucleotides. It is a transcript of the gene slirp, whose product is annotated as SRA stem-loop interacting RNA binding protein. The record is from RefSeq and is a predicted model, not a curated record. Bases 70 to 363 code for a protein of 97 amino acids. The transcript has 4 exons. Lineage: Eukaryota; Metazoa; Chordata; Actinopteri; Anguilliformes; Anguillidae. Gene Ontology annotation, molecular function: RNA binding.
GGAAGCUCAUCACGUGAGGUCAAAGGUAAAUAGUUGAUUAAAAAAAAAAAAAGAAAAAGAACAAAAAAGAUGGCGGCCCACACGAAGAAGGCUUUCGAGAUAUUUGUCUCUAAAAUACCAUGGACUUUAGCGAGCAAGGAAAUGAGGGAGUACUUCGGGCAGUUCGGUCAAGUCAGAAAAUGCGUAUUCCCAUUUGACCGAGAGACUGGUUUCCAUCGAGGGUUUUGCCGGAUUGUCUACGGAACCGAGGAAGGUCUGCAGAACGCACUCCAGAAAGAGGCGCACAUUGUAGAAGGCUCGCGGCUUCACGUACAACUGAACAGAACGGCCCCAAGACGGAGUCGGGAGAGGGAUGACAGCUGAACCGCUUUGUUCUAAAUAUGCUUGUGUUGUAAAACAUUAACCUGAAAUAAAUUGUGCUCUGGAAAAUUUCA